AUGCAAGGAGCGAAUUUCUGUUUUUGCAGCCAUGUUGAAGUUGACACACUACAUGAUGGUGAAGCCAAGGACUUUGGUGGAAACACAACAAGGAGUGAACCUCUACAAUCAGUCAUGAAUGAUUCCGAUUUCGAACUUUCAUUUGUUUUUUUGCGCGAGCAAAUUGAUUGCCUGCUUCCCCCCGGAAGAUCCUCGUCCAACCAAAAGUAGUGCAACCGUUUUUUAGCAACGAACUGUGCGUCGUCUCCAGCUGCUGAGCUUGUGGUGAGGUGUUGAAGCUGUGUUUACUCAAAACCAGCUACACCCACAAGAAGUGACGAGAAAAUGAUCUUCGAGGCAGCGACAAAAACUAUUACUCAGUCAUCGAUCUCCUUCCUUGGCACGACUCAUACAUCACAACUACGUGAGCA
Molecule: messenger RNA, 410 nt
Organism: Amoebophrya sp. A120
Lineage: Eukaryota; Dinophyceae; Syndiniales; Amoebophryaceae
Source: the annotation of a GenBank genome assembly